This is a messenger RNA of Umbelopsis ramanniana AG, 1456 nucleotides long. RefSeq lists its product as uncharacterized. The transcript is spliced from 5 exons. Gene Ontology annotation, molecular function: acetyl-CoA C-acetyltransferase activity. Gene Ontology annotation, biological process: fatty acid beta-oxidation; ergosterol biosynthetic process. Bases 68 to 1258 code for a protein of 396 amino acids. Lineage: Eukaryota; Fungi; Mucoromycota; Umbelopsidomycetes; Umbelopsidales; Umbelopsidaceae. The record is from RefSeq and is a predicted model, not a curated record.
UUUUUUUAUUGAACAAGGAACCACGUCCGCUAAUCUCUUACCUCCUUUCAUAAAGUAAUCCUCAAACAUGACCCAACGCGACGUCUACAUCUCAGCUGUUGCCCGUACUCCUAUGGGUGGCUUCAACGGAUCUCUUUCCUCCUUGCCCGCCACCAAGCUUGGCUCCAUCGCUAUUGAAGCUGCUAUCAAGAAGGCUAACUUGCCCGCUGAAGCUGUCGAGGAAGUCAUCUUUGGUUGUGUUCUCCCCGCUAACCAGGGACAAAACCCUGCCCGCCAAGCUGCCCUUGGUGCCGGUCUUAAGAACACCACCAUCUCUACCACCGUCAACAAAGUUUGCGCUUCUGGAAUGAAGGCCGUCCAACUUGCUGCUCAGACCAUCAUUCUUGGCAACGCCGAGAUUGUUGUUGCUGGUGGUAUGGAGUCCAUGAGCAAUGUCCCUUACUACCUCCCCAAGCAGCGUUUCGGUUCCACCUAUGGUAACGCUGAAGUCGUUGACGGUAUUGUUGCUGAUGGUUUGACUGAUUUCGCCAACCAAUACUUGAUGGGUGUCGCCGCUGAGGAGUGCGCUACCGAGUAUGAAAUUACCCGUGAACAACAAGACGACUAUGCUAUUGAGUCCUACAAGAAGGCACAAGCUGCUCACGCCGCUGGUCAUUACAAGGGUGAAAUCGUUCCCGUCACUGUCUCUGGUGGACGUGGUAAGCCUGACCGUGUCGUUGAGGUUGAUGAUGAGUGUGGCAAGUUGAACGAGGAGAAGCUCCGUGCUGUCCGUCCCGCUUUCCAGCCCAAGAACGGUACUGUUACUGCUCCCAACUCGUCUCCCCUUUCUGAUGGUGCUGCUGCCAUCGUUCUCGUCAGCAAGGAAGCCGCUGAGAAGUACAACCUUCCUUUGCUCGCCCGUAUCCGCGGUUGGGGUGAUGCUGAGCAAGCUCCCGAGCGCUUCACUACCACUCCCUCCCUUGCCAUUCCCAAGGCCUUGAAGCAUGCUGGUGUUUCUGCUGAGGAAGUUGAGUUCUAUGAAAUCAACGAAGCCUUCUCCGUUGUUGCUUGCGCCAACAUGAAGAUCUUGAACCUUAGCGCUGACAAAGUCAACGUCUUUGGUGGUGCCGUCGCAAUGGGCCAUCCUCUCGGAUGCAGCGGUGCUCGCGUCAUUGCCACUCUUCUCAGUGUCUUGACCCACAAGGAAGCUAAGAUUGGUGCUGCUGGUAUUUGCAAUGGUGGAGGCGGUGCUUCUGCUAUUAUCAUCGAGCGUUUGUAAAAAAAAUAAUAAUCCCCCUGUCCACAUCAACACGCAUUAUCCUUUUUGUUAAUUCGUAUAUCACGUAGAUACAUGCAGCCUACCUAAUGAUCAUUGACGUUCAAAUAAAUUUUUUUUGUCGCGUCAACAAUAUGUCCCCCAUCCUUGCCCCUGCACUGCACCGGUGCUUGAAAUGAAGUCGGGUAAAUUUUCCACUCC